Chenopodium quinoa (quinoa) is the source of this 1007-nucleotide messenger RNA. Its product is annotated as lachrymatory-factor synthase-like. Bases 161 to 853 code for a protein of 230 amino acids. The transcript has a single exon. The record is from RefSeq and is a predicted model, not a curated record. Lineage: Eukaryota; Viridiplantae; Streptophyta; Magnoliopsida; Caryophyllales; Amaranthaceae.
GUGAGGAUAGGUGCGAAGAAAGUAAAAAGGGGGUAAAUUGGAAAAUAAUUUAAUUUCCACCUUACCACCCCUUCGCAACCAAUCAAUCUAAAGCCUUAAUCCCAUAAGCGGGGUCGGCUAUAUGAACCAAACAUGAUUAUUUGCAACCAAACAAAGGAAAAUGAGGGAAAUUUGGAAACACGUUUUUUUUUUUUUCAUUAAAUCAAACACACCCUUUAUGAAUAACUUGCCUCAGAUUCAGGAUAUCUCAAACUCUUUGAGCUGGUUAUAUAUAGAUACUCCAGCACAAUCAGCAGGCUCACCUUCAGCUUCAAACUCAGUCUUUUUAACAAAAGAAGUAAGAAGGUGUUAUGUUAUGGAAACUGUUAGUAAUCAACCAAAAUGGGAAGGAAAGGCACAGGCAGAGCUAGCCGGUGCUAAGGCUGAAGAAGUCUGGCCUUUCUUGGCAGACUUUAGUGGCCUGAACAAGUGGUUUCCGACUCUGAGCACGUGUAUUAGAGUAGAGGGUGUUGAAGGUCAGCCUGGCUGUGUCCGUUACUGUGCUGGGUUUAAGACCCACAUAGAUCAUGCCGAUGAGAACCAUGUGAACUGGACUAAGCAAAAACUGCUGUCCAUUGAUCCAGAUAGCAUGACCUUUAGCUACUCGAUCAUUGAUGGGAAUGUCGGGUUCAACUCAUAUGUGUCUAAGGUGAGAGUGAUAAGGCAGGACGAUGGGUGUGCUAUUGAAUGGGGUUACGAGGUUGAGCCUGUGGAAGGGUGGAAACCCGAGAAUUUGGAUGAGUUUAUUGGUAAAGGCUUGAAAGUUAUGGCCAAACGGAUGGAAGAAGCUCUCAAAGCUGGUGUUAUAAACUAGUGGAUUAACUCUAGCAAUUAGUUAAUUAUGGUGUUUUAUUUUGUUCCUAGCGUUGUAAUUGUCGUCUUUGUUUUGUUUUAAUCGUCGUUUGAUCUAUGUACUACAAAUAUUACUUGGAAUAAAAACAACAAUCACGGCAUUGAAGAUGGUUCAA